UUUUUGUGCAUUGAUACCGGUGCAUGUCAGUUUCUCUUGCAUCGGUACCGUUAUCUUGUGGCGACGUCGCUCUCAGUACUGAAUCGUCUGUCUGUACGUCGAUAACAGAUAAGUGUGUUAUGUUAGUUAUUUGACUAGCGUCUCAAGUGGGUCGUUCUCGUAGCUCUAUCUUGCUUUAUCAGUAGAAUUUCCGGAACGGCAUCUUCACUGUAUCUGGGGACCAAGAUGAUUUCCGCCCGAGCCCUUCACUACGUCUUCAAAAUCGGAAAUCGGGCUAAAAAUGCCCACUUUUUCCGAGACAUUCUCGGCAUGCAGGUGCUUCGUCAUGAGGAAUUCACCCAGGGCUGUGACGCUGCUUGUAAUGGUCCGUACGAUAACCGUUGGAGCAAAACCAUGAUCGGCUACGGUCCGGAAUCGACCCACUUUGUCAUCGAGUUGACUUACAACUACGGUGUAAAGGAGUACAGUCUGGGAAACGAUUUUGGGGGUAUCACCGUCAAAUCGUCGGAUGUGGUCGAUCGAGCCACCAAGAACAAUUAUCCCAUGGUCAAGGAGAACGAUCACUUCCUGCUGGUGUCCCCGGAUGGUUACAAGUUCUUUGUGAUCAACGAGAAGCAUGAUCCGGCCGAGGACCCGGUGAAGAAGGUUACGCUGAAUGUGACCGAUCUGGAGCGAUCGGUCAAGUACUGGCACGGAACACUGGAAAUGAAGCAACUUGCGAAAAGUGACAAGUGCGCGCAGUUGACCUACAAAGGGAACGGAUUUGUUCUGGAAUUGAAUAAGAUUGACGAUCCUCUGGAUCGCGCCAAAGCUUAUGGUCGGAUUGCCUUUGCCGUUCCAUUUGAUCUUCAGCCGAAGAUCGAUGAAGUGAUCAAGGCCAGCAAUGGGACCAUUUUGACGCCGUUGAUUUCGUUGGACACUCCAGGCAAGGCCACGGUCCGUGUCAUUAUUUUGGCUGAUCCGGAUGGACACGAGAUUUGCUUCGUGGACGAUGAAGGUUUCACCCAGUUGUCCCAAGUGGACCCGGAGAGCAACGGUCAGCUGGAUAAGUAUAUUAAAAAGGACCCAUUCCAGGAGCAAUGAGUUACUUAAUUUCUUAAAGAAUCUGAUGAUAUUAAAAGUAUUUUAUUAUUCAUAUAAA
This is a messenger RNA of Aedes albopictus (Asian tiger mosquito), 1141 nucleotides long. Its product is annotated as glyoxalase domain-containing protein 4. The record is from RefSeq and is a predicted model, not a curated record. The transcript is spliced from 3 exons. Lineage: Eukaryota; Metazoa; Arthropoda; Insecta; Diptera; Culicidae. Bases 226 to 1083 code for a protein of 285 amino acids.